Exserohilum turcica Et28A is the source of this 522-nucleotide messenger RNA. RefSeq lists its product as uncharacterized. Lineage: Eukaryota; Fungi; Ascomycota; Dothideomycetes; Pleosporales; Pleosporaceae. The transcript has a single exon. The record is from RefSeq and is a predicted model, not a curated record. Bases 1 to 522 code for a protein of 173 amino acids.
AUGAGAUCCUUGGCAUCGGUAGUUGAAACAGGACCCCACCUUCUGCCGGUUGUGAACCCAGAUUCACUGCACCAGGACAACAACUCAAUGACAACAAUCAAAGAUGCGACGGAUCUGUUCGAUGCCGGUUUUCAGAAGGCGAGUUUCAUGUUGACAUCUACUACCACCACAUCUGACGUUGCGCAGGCCCUCUGUGGGAGCGUCACUGGCCAAGUUGGCGGAACUAUGCGCACAUUCCUAAAGAUUGAGAACCUGUCGCCAUAUUACCGCUUGAAAGCUUGCAUGGUCCUAAGCACGGCUGAUGAGGAGAACGAACAUGAAGAAAACUUGGCAGCAACGCGAUAUUGGCUUAAGAAGGCCACGGAAGCUUUAGAGGAAACGAAGCGCGUCUACGUACACGACCCUGAUGAUGCAAAGUUGUUGCAGACCAUGGCAGACACGAUCGAGGAGGAGAAUGAAGCUCUCCAAAUGCGGGAAAAGGCCUUCUAUAGUGAUGAUGACAGCGAUGAGGCUGGAUACUAG